Rangifer tarandus platyrhynchus (Svalbard reindeer) is the source of this 393-nucleotide messenger RNA. NCBI's taxonomy places the organism in Eukaryota, Metazoa, Chordata, Mammalia, Artiodactyla, Cervidae. The record is from the annotation of a GenBank genome assembly.
AUGAUUCCGGCUCCAGGCAGGAGGCCCUCAGAAGGAGUAGUCUUUGGCAGAAACUGUGCCUGCACUCUGGCCUCUGUGGGAAGGUCUUCCUUCCAGGCACAGGCUGGAAGCGGGGUGUUGGGGCCGAGGGUGGGGCUGGAGCCGGGCUGCCUGCUGUCAUUUCUAGCCACCGGGUCUCCUACCAGUUCAUCAUUUCCCGAGCAGGCGGGUGCUGUGCCCAAAGCCCAGAUCUCUAGGCAUCGACCUGAGAGCAUCAAACCUGGAACAGCAGGCCCUAGCUCUGGCACUAAUGGGCUGUGUGACCUUGGACAAGUCUACUCCCUUCACCGAGUCUCCACUCUGCCUGGAACCAGAGGACUGUACGGAGGUGUUCUCACCUGCUCUUUCAGCUAG